AGUAACCGUCUAUACCCCUUCGCUACCAAAAAUGGCACCUCUCGACUUCUCAGUGCAAAUCAACGGCCCAGAGCUCGUUGGGCCCCACACAUCAACGCCUCGAGAAUUCAAGUAUCUAUCCAAUAUAGAUGAUCAAAUGGGCCUGAGAAACCACAUACCCUUCAUCCAUUUCUACCCUACCAAUGCCACUGGGACCGAUCCAGUCCCGAUCAUACGACGAGCAUUGUCGAUGGCCCUCAUUCCCUACUACCCGAUCGCAGGUCGUCUCAGGAAUGCCGAGAAUGGCAAGCUCGUCGUUGAUUGCUGUGAAGAAGGUGUGAUCUUCCGCCAGGCCAAUGCCAAUGUUACACUCGCUCAGUUGCACGAGAUCGAUGGUGGAUUGAAGCCACCGUUCCCUCAGUGGGACCACUUUCUUGUUGAUGAUAUUUGGGGCAGCUUCUCCAUCGUCGAUUCUCCAUUGCUUCAUAUGCAGGUCACCCGGCUUGCUUGUGGGGGGUUCGUACUCGCGUAUACAUUCAACCACUGUGUAUGCGAUGCGUAUGGCGCCCUCCAGUUCGUAACGGCCGUAUCGGAAUUCGCCCGAAACCCUAACCGACACGCCUCCUCUUUCCUCCCCUCCUGGGGCCGCGAAAUCCUCGCCCCACGCUCCCCGCCCCGCGUCUCGUACCGGCACCCGGAAUACGACACUGAUACAACGUCCGAAACGCCCGCCACCGGCGCAGAUUUCAAGCGCCUCGCGCAGAUCUCCACCUUCUUCUCCAACGCCGACAUCUCAGCCCUCAAGCGCCAGAUCAACGACCGUCGAUGCCCCACCUUCGACGCCGUAGCCGCCUGCCUCUGGCGGGCCCGGACCCGAGCCCUCGCUCUGAAAACCAUUACGAAACUCCUCUUCCCGAUCGACACGCGCUUCCGCUACCAUCCCUCGCUGCCGGAUGGAUACUACGGGACUGCGGUGGUCUUUCCCUGCGCCGUAACGACGCCGGAAGCGCUUUGUAACGGCCCGAUACGUUAUGCUGCGGGGCUGAUAUCGGGCGUGAAGAAAUCGGUUGUUGGAGACGAGUAUCGGAAAUCGGUUUUGGAUUUCAUUGACGUGAAUGGGCGGAGGGGGUUCUGUUCGGAGGGCGCGUUCGUUGUGUCGGACAUGAGCCGGUUGCGAUUUGCUGACGUGGACUUGGGGUGGGGCCCAGGGGUUUAUGGUGGGCCAGGGAGGGCUGGGACUGGGAUGGUGCCUGGUAUGGUGACAUCUGUCAUCGGACAUAAGGAUGAAAGAGGGGUUGAAGGGGUUUUGGCUUUGGUAUCUUUGCCGCAAGGAACGGUGGAGAUGUUUGAAAGGGUGAUAAGGGAACAGAUACGGAGGGUGGAGGAGAUUGACGAUACUGCCCCUGUAAUGGUGCCGUCUGCUCUUUAGCGUGGAGCAGCAUUUCUGAGGGUAUGUUGGUAAAGUGGGUUUUUGCCUUUAUGAUGUUUUUAUCUGAAAAGUUGGAAUAAUGUGCACAUGUAAAAGAUACCGUUUUAAUAUUACCAGUCAAGUUAACUUUGUAAUGCCACGUGUACUAAUCAUUAGUGCCUGCGUAUCAAGCAUCAGACCCUGCCAGAGUAUCAAAUAACUCCCAGUGAAAAAUUUUGACAGUCA
Molecule: messenger RNA, 1633 nt
Organism: Magnolia sinica
Lineage: Eukaryota; Viridiplantae; Streptophyta; Magnoliopsida; Magnoliales; Magnoliaceae
Product: benzyl alcohol O-benzoyltransferase-like
Exons: 2
Coding region: 32-1408 (458 amino acids)
Molecular function (GO): acyltransferase activity, transferring groups other than amino-acyl groups
Source: RefSeq, a predicted model, not a curated record